AUGUGUACGACUGUGACAUCAGAUGGUGUUAUUAUUGACAACAGUCCACCAACACCAGGCACUGUACAAGAUGGAACAGGAUAUUACGAUACAGAAUAUCAGUCACUGAAGAACUUUAUAUCAGCUAAAUGGUAUGGAUUUGAUGAUGCCCAGUCUGGUCUGGAGAAAUAUGAAUGGAAAGUAGGAACAAAGCCAGGUUAUAGUGAUAUUGUGCCUACUAUACAGCUUCAUUUGACAGAGACAGCAGCAUUAUUGAACUCAUCUAGUUAUAACCUUGACCUUCCUACAAACACCAGACUAUUUAUAACAGUCAGAGCUUAUAAUAAAGCAGGGUUAUGGGCAGAGUCAUCAUCAAGUGGCUUUAGUGUAGAUGAUACACCACCUGUUCUGUCAAAAGGAACGACAUUCUCAAACGACUUUGGAAUCAAUGAAAUGACUCAAAUAUAUAGGACAGCGAUGAAAGUUGAAUGGGAAGUUGAGGAUGCAGAAUCGUUUAUAAAGAGACAAUACCUGUCAAUCAAAUCUCAUAUUGGAGGAGAAUUCAUGCUAUCUUCACAGUCAGUCAAUGGUAUUGCCAGGUCCUAUGUAUUUACUGGUUUAGAUCUACAUGAUGGAGUGACAUACUAUGUGACAUUGAUUACUUGUAACAGUGCAGAUGUCUGUAUCUCAGAUACAUCACUGGGAAUGUUUGUAGACAGCACUCCACCAUCCAGAGGAAUGUUUGCAGUCAGUACUGACCAUGCUUCAGAUCCAGAUCUCUCCAGAAAUGAACAUGGAUGGAUGACCUAUGGAAGUAAUGCUGUGUAUCUUGCCUGGCUUGGUUUCAGUGACAUACAUUCACAAAUAGAUCAUUAUAUGGUCACUGUGGGAACCUCUUACAUGGCCAAGAAUCUAAAUAAGGAUCUUAAAACCAAGUAUAUCCAUGUAGAUAGCAACACAGACCAUGGUGAUGAGGGCAAAGUUCAACUGCAUAAAAUAGAGACCAUUGUAUUGACUGAGUAUGAAGAAGUAUAUAUUACACUGUGGGCUGUUAAUAAGGUUGGUUUAAGAAGUCACAUGAUUCAUUCAGCUUUUAAAAAGACUCCACCGAGCUACCUGGACUUGGUCAGAAGAUGUGAUGCAUUAUCUUGUGAAGGCCAUUGUGUUUGUUCUCCACAAGACCAGAAAUGUCCAUUUAAUCCAGAUCUUGAUAACUGUACUGAUAUAUCAGAUAGUGUAUUUUCCGGUACACAGUACACAUUAUUGUUAGUUAAGGACACAAAUGGUUAUACCACUGGUGACCAAGCUGUAACAGCAUCAGACAGUGUGCUGAGAGCUUCAUGGAUUAUAUCUCAACAGUUCCCCUCUAAACCCCUAUGGUAUGAAUGGAGUGUGGGUUACACAGUUAAUACAAUGCCAAUUGGUAUUUAUAACCCAGUCGAGGACAAGGUUUGGCAGGAUGCUGGUCAGCUAAUGGAUACUGUCUUCACUGUUGGACCAGAUCAACAGUUGUUAGAAAAUACAAUCAAAUAUUCUGUGUUUGUACGGAUAUGGUACACAUCUGACAUGUAUGCUGUAUUUAAGACGGAUGGUAUUGUGGUGAUGACACAGACACCAGCUUUAGCAACAGUCAGAGGAGCUGCUGUGAUAGAAAAAGUUUUCAAUACCAAUGUAAAGGAUGCUGAUUACAUGAGAAUAGGGGAGCCUAUAACAUUUAUGUGGAAGAACAAAUUCCUGAAUGCUGCAGCCACAAUUGAGAAAUACAAACUUUAUAUUAGUUCAUUUCCUGGUGGAUAUGACAUUCUGACCAUACCCACAGAUUUAGAUGGGACAGCUGAAGGAUUCAACAUGUCUAGAGUCAACUUAUCGCCGGGAAUAAAAUAUUAUUCUAAUGUCAUAGCUUAUAACUAUGCUGGUGUUCACACUACAUCCACGUCAGAUGGAUUCAUUAUAGAUCACAGAGACCCAUUUGCUGGGAUUGUAUAUGAUGGAUUAGGAGGACUGGAUGUAGAAUAUAAGAACUCCUCUGACAUAUUGGAAGCCCAUUGGCGUGGAUUUAUAGACACAGAGUCUGGUAUUCAGUCAUACCAAUGGUGUGUUGGGGUGACAACAUUUGUUCAUAGAACAUAUAGUCAAUCAGAAUGUGAUAUUUUACCUUGGACUAAUGUUGGACUUCAUGUUUCUGCAUCUCGUAACCUAUCAACAGUUAUCCCUGAUGGUACAAAAAUAUACAAUAAGGUCUAUGCUGUAGACAAUAUAGGAAGAACAUCAUCUAUUGUCAUCUCAGAUGGUGCCAUGGUGGAUAAAACACCUCCUCUUUCAGAAAAAUUCAUUCAUAUUGAUGAGAACAUUGUAGACAAUCCUUCAUUUGAAGACACAAGUGGUGAUCUAGUCUCAUGGGAUAAUGUUAGCACUACAGAUAUUUGUUUGAUUUCUAAUAGUUACCACCCAUUGUCAUGGAUACCAGAUCUAUCAACAUGCAUGGCUGUUAUAUCAUCUCGAGUAAAUUUAGCUAAAGACGGUCAGUCUUUUCUGUUCAUCAGAGGAAAUGUUCAGCAAAAACUUGUUGAAAUCAAGGCUGGAUGUUUUUACAAGAUUUCCUUUUUCUCAAGUCAUUUACCCAUAACAGAUUCUGUAGGAGCAAACAAAGAAGGAUUCAUACAACUUGGUGAUGACAAACAAAUUUUUCUGAUAUAUACAAAACCAUAUCGCCAUGAUGGACAUGGAGAGGGCAAUAGUAGGACAGAAAUUUCCUGGCAUGCUCACACCUUCUAUUUCAAAGCUACAAAUGACCAAGUUAAUAUCACUAUUGGUAGUAUGGACAUGACUACAGGGAUUUUUAUAGAUAAUCUAUCAGUGCAGAAGGUGAAUUUGACAACAGCAUCAUCAGGUGGUCAUGUGAUUGGUCAUGUGGUAUAUUUACAUGAAUGGAGUUCCAUACAUGGGUCAUGGAGUUUUACCGAUCCAGAAUCUCCAGUCAUAGAUUACAGCUGGGCAAUAGGUUAUGCAUCUGGAGGAACACAAAUACAGCCAUUCAAAAGUGUAGGAUUGAUGAACUUUGGGUUUAACAACAAUGUGACGCUGGUGCACAACACAUAUAUUUAUAUCACAGCUGUAGCAACGAAUGGGGCAGACCUGAGAGGAAUUUCUUACUCUGAUCCAAUACUAGUAGAUCUGACACCACCUGACAUCAAAUAUGUCAAUGAUGGAUUAGGAGGAGAUGAAGAUGCUUGGGAAUUUAAUGAAAUAGUAGCAAACUGGGACUUUGAAGAUCCAGAAUCUGGUAUCCUGUUCUGUAAAUGGGCUGUAGGUUACCAGCCUGGUGGAAAUGAGUUAUUACCAUACACAGUGAUCACAGCUUUGUCUGCAUACAAAGAACUUCCGUACAAUGCACUGAUAGGGAGAACAAUUUAUACCACUCUGACUUGUGAAAAUAAGGCUGGCCUAAUCUCUACUCUGUCUUCCGAUGGAGUAAAGAUAUCAAACAAGCCUCCAUCUAUAGCCUCAGCAGUAGUAGAAACCAUGCCUCUCUCCAUGACAGAGUACACUCCACAAAUCAAUAAACAGGGUGUUACAGACAAUAUUAGACUUAAAUGGACAGGAUUUUCUGAUGAUAUAGGUGUAGAAACAUUUAAGAUAUUUUACAGCAAGGAUGGCUUGUCAGAGUCAAUGUUCUUUGCUGAUGUACAAGAUGUACUGUACACACAUUUCACAGAGACGACAUUAACAGAAGGAUCAUAUGACUUCUCUGUUCAAGCAGUCAAUAAACUGUAUAAAUUCAGCAGCAAAGUAAAGGCAAAUUCAACAGUAGAUACAUCAGUACCCACAGUUGAUAAUUCAAAGAACCUGGAACUCAACUGGAUUGAUAACAAAGUGGUUGUAUCCUGGGACACCAUCUUUAGUAGUGAUGAUGCCCUGUUCUAUGAAGUGUCUUCUGGCUCUGCUCAAGCAGGUGUGAACAUUAUACAGUGGCAAGAAACCAGUAAUACUAGUAUAACAUUUGGCUUACCAGCAUCUGUGUCAGCUACCACUGGGUUACCAGUCCAUGUAACAGUUACAGCUGUGUCGAUCGGUGGACAUUCUGCAGUAAAAGUUGGGCAAUUUAUUCUUCCAUGAACUUUGACCUAAAUUAUAUAUGCCUUUACUUACUGAGAUAUGCAUUUAUUAUGUUUAAAAAUUGACAAAUACCAAAAUAUUGAAGCUUGAAUUCAAGGAAAAUUGAUUUAUAAUAAUAUUUUUCAAAAGUGCUCAUUUAUCCCUACCUUCGUCUGUUUUUUUGUUAAAAUCUAGUUGAUUUUUACGUAUGUGCAUUACACCUUAAUGAUAUACCUUGUGUGAAUUUUUUUUAAUUGGAAGUUACAUACAUUUCUAUAUAUACAUCUAUGAAACAAUUUAUAGGUGUAAUUAGCUUAUUGAAAAUGCACUAAUAAAAAAAGUUUAGCAACACAACUUCUGACUGAAAAUAAAGUAAAGCAAAACAUUGAUUUAUCUUACAAGUUUGUGUUUUCUUAAUCUUUAAUCAAUUUUGUAUUCAAAAGUACUACAUGUAUGUUGGUCAAAUUUCUGAAAGCUACACUGUUUGCAAAAUUUGAUGGAAGGGGUCAGAAUUGAAAGUCACAAUUUUAACAAUUGUUUUGCACAUGGUCUAGUUUGAAAAUGCAUACAACACACAAAAUUAACAAAUUGGUGAAUCUGAUGGCAUAAUUGAUUACAUAUGAACAGAAACUUACAUUUACCUUGCAAAAAAGAUUUUUUUUUAUUGGGAGGGGCACUUAUUUUACCCCCUAAAUUUUUAUCAUAAUUUUUUUGAAAGAUUGGAACUAUUGUUCCAAAUCUUUCCUAAGGAACCCAUCUUUAAAACAGGAAGUAGCACUGAUUAGAUACUAAAUCUAUACACACUGAAAUAUAGUUCCCUAUAAUUCUCAUGUCUGUUUACAUAUGUACAUAUGAACUGUGAAAAAUGUGGGUUAUAUCUUUGGAGCAGUUUAUUCAAGUAACUUCCAAACUUCUACGUCACUUGGUCUCUAGUGGAGAGUUGUCUCAUUGGCACUCAUACCACAUCUUACUUUGAUUCAGCCAUGCUGGAUCUAUGCGAUCACUCUGGUUUUGGAGAUGGUGCUGAAUACUAAGUUGAAGACAUAUCAUGAAACUUAUAAUGUGUUUUUAUGACUUGCAGAAACUUUCUACACCAUUUUAAUCAUCAACUGCCAACUUUUGACAUGUUAUUUGCCCUUAAAUUAAGAAAAGAUUGGUUGAACAACCCUUUUAUUUUAGAUAUACACUUGCAUAUAGUUCCUUUGUAAAUCAAAAUUUAUGAUGAUUUACUAUUUAUGAAUUAAUUUGAAAAAGUAUUGUACAUCAAUUGAAUCAGUUGAUAAGAAUUUUGAAAGUAUUAUAUUAGUAUCUUAUGCUUGUGUAAAUUAUUGUUCAAUGAAAUUUGGGUCAACAUGUGUAUUAAUAUAUCUAAGUUGAUUCCCACACUUUUUUGAAAUGGUAUUACUCAAAUUAUUUCCAUAGAUAAGUAAGAGUCAGAAUGAUUAUCAACUGUCAUGAUUUUCAAAUAAUUACACUCAAAGGUGUAUAAAUUGAAAACAACCCCAGUCUUAAUUCACCACAGUUAAUAUCUCAUGACCUGUUACAUAAUUAAAUACACCUAACUGAAUACACACAUUCUUGAUCUCAAUAGUAAACCUACAAAUGUAUUAUUUAUUUUGAUCUACACUACAUUAAAAUAUUCAGUUAAUUUUGCUAGCUAGGUGAAUGAUAUUCAGAUGUUUUUUUUUCAAAGAAAAGACAAAAAAUGAAAAAAAAUAUGUAUAAAAAAUGCAAGCAAAUUUUAUUUUACUUGUAAAGUCAGUGUCAUUAUCAUCUGACAUAAGUCAAUACUCAAGUUCUAAUUAAUUAGUUACAAUUAUCAGAAAUUUGGUUGAAACAAUAAACAAAAUUGCAUAACUCUUACCUGAGCAUUUUCUGCAAUAAAAUUUAUUUGUUUGUUCUACAUUUAUAUCCCAUUAUAUUGCUAUUUAACAGCAAUUGGAAAUAUCUCCGCAUUAGGUUUUUGAACAUUUAAAUUUGAAUACAGGAAAUGUAUUUUUUCUUAAUGAAGAAUGAACACCAAUUUAGAUAAAAAUAGUUAUUAUUUCUUUAAAUUUUUGUUGUUGAGAAAGUGCAUUUCCAAGGCCUCUUUCUGGAAAUUAUCAAGCCAAUUAUUAAUAAUGGCAUAUAAAAGAAUAUAUUACUUGUUUGACGAUUUCCCUUUCCAUUCAUGUCAAUUCCAUUAAAUUGCAAAUAUUUAAAAAAAAAAAAAUCUGACAGAGUCUAAAAUUGAAAUAUCAAUAUAUAUAUAUCAAUAUUUGCAUCAAUAUUGCGAAAUUCCCUACCUUUGGACAAUAACAUAGAAAUUUUACAGUAAGACUGGAAAUAAAAAGAGAAAAAAAUAUUGAAAAAAGUAUGGUCAGAAAGAAUAUCAGACUAGCUAUGAAUAUGGCUGGAUCACAACAUCGACGAUGCUUUGAUUAUAUGUUUGUCUUUAGUUUUGUCAAUUUGCCAGCUAUUUUUGUCAUUUUAAUUACCAUAGGUAGGAGUAAUGAUAUGAUACCAGUGUCAUCACAGUAUGAUUGACAACUGUCAUGAUCAUCAAACAGUCAGAGACAAGAUGGGACCUUGAUUAGAAUGUCCCACUUCCUUAGAUGCCAAUCAUAAUGACCAAAUUACUAAUCAGCAUCAGUCUUUCAACCAUAAAUUAGUAUUUUUAUUCAGAGAUGUAAAUAUGAUACAUGUGUGUGCCAAAGCCUGUUAUUUAAUUUUAAGAAGAUGUAAAAAUUUUAUUUAUUGUAUAUAGUACUUUAUUAAUAUUGUUUAAUGUAUUAUAUCUAUGCAUUUCAAUAGUCUCUUAUAAUUCUGUAUAGAAUGGCUCUCAUUUUAUGUAGUAUUGUUUUAUAAUUUAUAAAUAUGAUUGUACUUGUUGAGAGAUGAGACUUUAAUAAAACGUUGAAUUGAA
Messenger RNA from Mytilus californianus (California mussel), 6979 nucleotides. RefSeq lists its product as uncharacterized. Gene Ontology annotation, molecular function: protein binding. Bases 1 to 4095 code for a protein of 1364 amino acids. Lineage: Eukaryota; Metazoa; Mollusca; Bivalvia; Mytilida; Mytilidae. The transcript has 19 exons. The record is from RefSeq and is a predicted model, not a curated record.